AUGCGAGCGUUUUCUGAGGCUUCGCGACUAUCGACCUGGAGAGCACCGCUUGUAUACUUUCUCGUGGGGUCUUUGAGUUCCUUGGCUUUUUUCCGGCUCGUGAACUGGACUGUCAACGAGGGUGGGGCGUUCCGGUUCAAGUUACGGAAGAUGAAGCUUGAUCCGCCGGAGGAGCGUAGACUAGAGCCGAUCCUCGUGGGACCACAGGACGGUUUCUACUGGCCAGCCAAGCUGGACAAAACGAACUUGGAAGAACUUUUGCGGAAGCGCCUCGAACUGUCCAAAGAGCGCAUGCAGAGAGCACGGGAACGUGCGAACCUGGCAAACUUUGAGGUAAACAUCUCGGAGAUGGACGUUCACGCUGUCGAGCAACAAACGCUUGAGCCGGGGGCCAACCGCUCCGCGCACGAGCACUUACGGCGUGAGCGGUUCAUGCUCCGAAUGCUGCAAGAACGAACCAGGAACUUUAUUGAACGCUGCAGCACGGAACCGUAA
Cyanidioschyzon merolae strain 10D is the source of this 495-nucleotide messenger RNA. RefSeq lists its product as hypothetical. The transcript has a single exon. The record is from RefSeq and is a predicted model, not a curated record. Lineage: Eukaryota; Rhodophyta; Bangiophyceae; Cyanidiales; Cyanidiaceae. The coding region runs from base 1 to 495 and encodes 164 amino acids.